Gekko japonicus is the source of this 1604-nucleotide messenger RNA. It is a transcript of the gene TOX, whose product is annotated as thymocyte selection associated high mobility group box. The record is from RefSeq and is a predicted model, not a curated record. Gene Ontology annotation, biological process: regulation of transcription by RNA polymerase II; leukocyte differentiation. The annotation marks the transcript as partial. The transcript is spliced from 8 exons. Gene Ontology annotation, cellular component: nucleus. Gene Ontology annotation, molecular function: chromatin DNA binding. NCBI's taxonomy places the organism in Eukaryota, Metazoa, Chordata, Lepidosauria, Squamata, Gekkonidae.
AAAACAAUAUUUCUUUCAUUUACAGUUUGACGGUGAGAACAUGUAUAUGAGUAUGACAGAGCCAAGCCAGGAGUAUGUGCCAGCCAGCCAGUCUUUUCCUGGUCCAAGCCUUGAAAGUGAAGAUUUUAACAUACCUCCCAUCACUCCUCCUUCAUUACCUGAACAUUCACUGGUACAUUUGAAUGACACAGAAUCUGGUUACCCUUCUUUGUGUCACCCAGUCAACCAUAAUGGCCUGCUUCCUUUCCAUCCACAAAACAUGGAUCUACCUGAAAUCACAGUCUCCAAUAUGCUUGGACAAGAUGGGACACUGCUUUCAAAUUCACUCUCAGUGAUGCAAGAUUUACGGAAUACAGAAGGAGCUCAGUAUAGUUCCCACCCCCAGAUGGCAGCCAUGAGACCAAGAGUUCAGCCUAGUGAUAUUAGGCAGCCAGGAAUGCUGCAGCAUGGUCAACUGACUACCAUUAACCAAUCACAACUAAGUGCUCAACUUGGUUUGAAUAUGGGUGGAAACAAUGUUCCCCACAAUUCUCCAUCUCCUCCUGGAAGCAAGUCUGCAACUCCAUCACCAUCCAGUUCAGUUCAUGAAGAUGAAGGAGAUGAUACUUCUAAGGUCAAUGGUGGAGAAAAAAGACCUGCUUCUGAUAUUGGGAAAAAACCAAAAACUCCCAAGAAGAAGAAGAAGAAGGAUCCUAAUGAGCCACAGAAGCCUGUUUCUGCCUAUGCAUUAUUCUUCCGAGAUACUCAAGCAGCCAUCAAAGGCCAAAACCCAAAUGCUACCUUUGGGGAAGUCUCUAAAAUUGUAGCUUCCAUGUGGGAUGGCUUGGGGGAAGAACAAAAACAGGUAUACAAAAAGAAAACUGAAGCUGCUAAGAAGGAAUAUCUGAAGCAGCUAGCCGCUUACAGGGCAAGCCUUGUAUCCAAGAGCUACAAUGAACCUGUGGAUGUUAAGGUAUCCCAGCAGCCUCAGAUGAUUAAUACAAAGCAGUCAGUGUUCCAUGGAUCUACACAGCCUCACUCGGCACUGUACCUAAGUUCCCAUUAUCACCAGCAAGCGGGAAUGAAUCCUCACAUAACAGCCAUACAUCCCAAUAUUCCUAGGAAUAUAGCACCUAAACCGAACAACCAAAUGCCUGUGACUGUUUCCAUAGCAAACAUGGCGGUCUCCCCACCCCCAUCCCUUCAGAUGAGCCCUCCUCUUCACCCACAUCUCAGCAUACAGCAACACCAGCCGCUUACAAUGCAGCAGUCCCUUGGGAGCCAGCUACCGAUGCAGGUCCAGUCUGCUUUACAUUCGCCUACGAUGCAGCAAGGCUUUACUCUUCAGCCUGACUACCAGAAUAUUAUCAACCCUACAUCUACAGCUGCGCAAGUUGUUACUCAAGCAAUGGAGUAUGUUCGUUCAGGGUGCAGAAAUCCUCCAGCACAGAGUGUGGACUGGAAUAAUGAUUACUGCAGUAAUGGGGCCAUGCAGAGGGACAAAGCCUUGUACCUCACCUGAACAUGUUUGGGGAAAGCACCUCUCCUUUCCACUGAGGAAUGCAGGGAAGUCUUCUCAUCAUGAUUGCUUUGUGCAGUCAAGGCAGUUCUGCAUUUAUUUAGAG